This is a messenger RNA of Fraxinus pennsylvanica, 408 nucleotides long. NCBI's taxonomy places the organism in Eukaryota, Viridiplantae, Streptophyta, Magnoliopsida, Lamiales, Oleaceae. The record is from the annotation of a GenBank genome assembly.
AUGCUUAAUGCUGGUGGAGCAACCAAAAUUCAUGUAGUUGCUAAGAAGAAACGCGAGUUUAGAGACUCUGCAGCCAAUGAUUCAACUUUAAGAAUUUCGAACAUACCAAUUGCUGCUUUCUAUUCUCGUGCUCAUCUUGAAGAAAAUGCUCUAGCAACAGUCUUGAGUAAUGGAAUGUACAAGAGUGUGCGCCGAUCUACUAUGACCAACAAGGAUUUGCAUCGAGCAUCAAUAGCAAUGUUUUAUGGAUCAAACGAGGACUUCGUUAUUGGUCCUGUAAAGGACUUGAUUGAUGAACAAUACCCGCAAAUGUAUAGGCAGUAUCGGUACGGAGAGUUUCUUGAAGAAUUCCAUAGACAAGAAGGAACUCACCGAAGGGUGAAGGAAAUGUCCGAGUUUAAACAUUGA